Oryctolagus cuniculus (rabbit) is the source of this 4161-nucleotide messenger RNA. RefSeq names its product galactosidase beta 1 like (gene GLB1L). Gene Ontology annotation, biological process: carbohydrate metabolic process. The record is from RefSeq and is a predicted model, not a curated record. Gene Ontology annotation, molecular function: beta-galactosidase activity. NCBI's taxonomy places the organism in Eukaryota, Metazoa, Chordata, Mammalia, Lagomorpha, Leporidae.
UAGGCCUGCAGGUGCACGGGUCGCGGGACCCGGGCGAAGGUUCCCUACCUGGCCUUCAGUAGGGGUCAAGACGCAGGCGUCUGCGCCAAGUGGGGAGCAAAGCCGGGCUCGGCCCGAGUCCCCCAGGACCUCUAUCUCCCAAUGUCCGAGGAAUCUGACACGUGACCGUCGGACCUCCGGCUCAGAGAGAGGAGCCCUGUAAGCGCCAUGGCUCCGGAGGCGGCGCCCCUCUUUCCCUCUCUGCUUCUGCUGCUCCUGUCGCUGCUGCCCCAGGCAGACACUCGGUCGUUCGUAGUGGAUCGGGAACAUGACAGGUUCCUCCUGGACGGGGUCCCCUUCCGCUACGUGUCUGGCAGCCUGCACUACUUCCGGGUACCGCGGGUGCUUUGGGCAGAUCGGCUUUACAAGAUGCGGAUGAGCGGCCUCAACGCCGUGCAGUUUUAUGUGCCCUGGAACUACCAUGAGCCAGAACCUGGGGUCUAUAACUUUAAUGGCAGCCGGGACCUCAUUGCCUUUCUGAAUGAGGCAUCUGUAGCGGACCUGUUGGUCAUACUGAGACCAGGACCUUACAUCUGUGCAGAGUGGGAGAUGGGGGGUCUCCCGUCCUGGUUGCUUCGAAAACCUAAUAUUCAUCUGAGAACCUCAGAUCCAGAUUUCCUUGCUGCAGUGGAUUCCUGGUUCAAGGUCUUGCUGCCCAAGAUAUAUCCAUUUCUCUACCACAAUGGGGGCAACAUCAUUAGCAUUCAGGUGGAAAAUGAGUAUGGUAGCUACAAGGCCUGUGACUUCCAUUACAUGAGGCACCUGGCGGGGCUCUUCCGCGCACUGCUAGGGGACAAGAUUUUGCUCUUCACCACAGAUGGGCCCGAAGGACUCAAAUGCGGCUCCCUCCAUGGACUCUACACCACCGUAGAUUUUGGCCCAGCUGACAACAUGACCAGAAUCUUCACUCUGCUUCGGAAGUACGAACCCCGUGGCCCACUGGUGAACUCUGAGUACUACACAGGCUGGCUGGAUUACUGGGGCCAGAACCACUCUACACGCUCUGUUCUAGCUGUAACCAAAGGCCUGGAAAACAUGCUCAACUUGGGAGCCAGUGUCAACAUGUACAUGUUCCAUGGCGGCACCAACUUUGGAUACUGGAAUGGCGCUGAUGAGAAGGGCCGCUUCCUUCCGAUUACCACCAGCUACGACUAUGACGCGCCCAUAUCUGAAGCAGGAGACCCCACACCUAAGCUCUUUGCUCUUCGAAAUGUCAUCAGCAAGUUCCAGGAAGUUCCCUUGGGACCUUUACCUCCACCGAGCCCCAAGAUGACACUUGGACCUUUGACUCUCUAUCUGGAUGGGGAGUUGCUGGCUUUCCUAGAUUUCCUGUGUCCUGAAGGGCCCAUCCAUUCAGUCUUGCCAUUGAGCUUUGAGGCUGUCAGGCAGGACCACGGCUUCAUGUUGUAUCGGACCUAUCUGACCCAUACCAUUUUUGAGCCAACACCACUCUGGGUGCCAAAUAAUGGAGUCCACGACCGUGCCUAUGUUAUGGUGGAUGGGGUGUUCCAGGGUGUUUUAGAACGAAAUAUGAAACACCAGCUAUUUUUGGUGGGGGAAAUGGGGGCCAGACUGGAUAUCUUGCUGGAGAACAUGGGGAGACUCAGUUUCGGAUCUAACAGCAGUGACUUCAAGGGCCUGUUACAGCCACCAGUUCUGGGGCAAGUAAUGCUUACCCAGUGGAUGAUGUUCCCUCUGAAAGUUGAUAACCUUGUAAAGUGGUGGUUCCCCCUUCACUUACUGAAAAGCACAAAACCUCAAACUCCCUCUGGCCCCACCUUCUACUCUACAACGUUUCCAAUUGCAGGCCCACUUGGGGACACAUUCCUCUAUCUCCCUGGAUGGACCAAGGGCCAAGUCUGGAUCAAUGGGUUUAACUUGGGCCGGUACUGGACAAAACAGGGGCCACAAGAGACCCUCUAUGUGCCAAGACCCCUGCUGCUUCCUAGGGGAGCCAUCAACAAAAUUACAUUGCUGGAGCUAGAAAACGUGCCGCCCGAGCCCCAGAUCCAGUUUUUGGAUUGGCCCAUCCUCAACAGCACCGUGCACAGGACAUACAUCUACUCUCUCUCUGCUGAGGCACAGAGCGCCUCGGAACCAAUGCAGUUAAGUGGGCACUGAAAGGAAAGGGAGCCCUUGGGCCUGGGACAUGGAGCGGGCAGGAUCCUUUGCUGGCCACAGUGACCACAAGGAGCCAAGGGCCAGAAUGCCUCUGAGUGUGAGUACGAGUGCCGUUUCCUUGCCAAACUUUAUUGUGAUUAAAGUUCCAGAGACAGCAGCAGCUCCACACACCUCUGUGGCCCCGUCCUUGCCCUGGUCCCGAGUCCCUCCCCCUAAUUCUCUGAAUACUCUCUGGCUUCAUGGGGAAGAAGAAACAGGGCUGAUGUGAAUAUGCCCUCCCAGAGUUGGCCCCAGGUGGAGCUAUAAGCCAUCAGGAAGAGGGCUUCCCUGCCCGACUGCGAUGAUCCUGGAGGCAGCGUGUGGAGCAGAAAGAGAAGUCGAGGUAGUGAAAGGGAACGAGGCCUUGGAGGGAUGCCCCACAGCUCCAACAGCGUCUGCACAAGAGGAAGAAAAACAGUUGCACAGGUAGCCUAGAACCUUCCAGGGCAGUCCAACCUCCCCCUGCCGUUUGUUUUUGCUCCAAAGAUGCCCAGAACAUCUAAUUCCCUCAGCAACUCUUCUGCAUGUCAUGUAGGCACUCGCUGCGCUUGCCCUAAGUGGUCCCCGUGUGGGAGUCUGCCCACGCCCACCUGCCCAGGCGCUCAGCCCCCUGCCCCCUACCGGGCGUUGACAACCGCAGGGUCAGGAGUCGCAGGGCUAGGGGCUCCCAACUGCGCAGCGAGUCGGCGCUCUGCAGCCAGAGCUCUCUGAGAGAAAGCAGAGUCACGUUAAAGAGGAGGCCUCGUCGGGCACAGCGGCCGCAGGAAGCGUCAGCAGCACUCCGCGGGAGGGGUGGGGCCGGCAGGGAGGAGCAUGGGGAGCAGCCCCUCCAGCCGCACCUUCUCUCGGUCGCUAAGGGCGGCGAAUCGCAGCUGCUCUUCCCGCUCCCUCUGCUCCUCCGCCUGCCGCUGCCGCCGCUGGUCCUCCCGCUGCCGCCGGGCUGCCUUCUGCUCCCUCUUGCGGGCAGCCCGCUGGGCCUCCAUCUCCGCAGUCAGCGGCCCCGGCACCUGGAGGAUUUCCAGAAGGUACUAGAUGAGACCCACAGAAGCCGUCCUUUGUCAAACCGCCAGGAAGCAGACACUCCAGCUGGGCUCUGCGAGGCCUUCCCAUGCUGCACUUCCCUACCUGGGCCUUGUGGUAGUCACAGGCGUCCGGAUUCUUCUCCAUGAACCUUCGGAACUCAUUACGCGUUGGUUUGUCAGCUGCUACAGCGUAAGGCGGCCGGGCCCGCGAAUCCCUGUGUGCAAGAACCCAGAAAAACAGGUUCUGUUUGCCUCCUGCCUGGCCUAACAUUGCCCAAGCAGAUGGAGGGAAUGCUGAAGAGUGGCCAAUGCCAACAUCUGCCUCCAGAUUCUCUUCUCUUUGCUCAAAGCGGCUCAGGGCGGGGACCUUUACUUACUGCACAGAGGGGUCAGCACCUGCCUCCAGCAGCAGACGAACUACCGCGCCUCUGCCGGCAGCAGCUGCGGCAUGCAGAAGAGUAGAGCCUCCGGGGCCCAAGGGGGCACUGAGCAGAGAGCUAACCGCAGGGUCUGCGGGGCCGGCAGCUAACUGCAGCGUCAGCAGUCCAACAUCUCCCGCCCGGCAGGCAGCCAGAAGCCCAGCCCAGAGGUCUGGCUGACCAGGGGCCUUGGCUUCAUCCGGCGAAGGCUCCCGGGAGGCUGACUGCAAGAGCCCAUCCUCUUGAGGUUCCUGGAGAAGAGCCUCCUGGUCUCGACUUCUCUCCUUCUUAUUCCUUUUUCUCCUCCUCCGCUUGGGCAACACCUCAAACUCGCGAAGAUCCAAGGUCCCCAGUGUCAGCUCCACUAGUUCCAGCUCUACCUGGGAGCCAUCCUCUUCCUCUGACCCUGAACCUGGGGGAAAGUCUGACAUGUCAGAUCCAUCUAAGGGAUGAGCAGAGGGUGGAAGGACAUGGGCUGCCUCAGGUGCAUAACAGUGUCUAUAAAGAGAUAAUUCAGAUCA